This is a messenger RNA of Passer montanus (Eurasian tree sparrow), 539 nucleotides long. Its product is annotated as low-density lipoprotein receptor-like. The transcript has 4 exons. The record is from RefSeq and is a predicted model, not a curated record. NCBI's taxonomy places the organism in Eukaryota, Metazoa, Chordata, Aves, Passeriformes, Passeridae. The annotation marks the transcript as partial.
GCCCCCCCGGGACCCUCCUGGUGGGGACCCGGCACCAGCUGCUGGCCCUGGGGGGUCCCGAGCCCCAAAUCCUGCGGGGGUCCCUGAAGCACGCGGCCGCGCUGGAGGCGCACGUCGAGGGGGGGUCCCUGUUCUGGGGGGACCCCAGCGAGGGCCGGAUCUACAGGGAGUCCUGGGGUUUUUGGGGGGGUUUUGGGGGGUCCCCAGGUGACGGCGGUGCCCCCCCCAGGUUCCUGUACUGGUCGGACUGGGGGUCCCGGCCCCAAAUCACUCGGGGGGCUCAGGACGGGGGGGACCCCCCCAAGGCGCUGGUGAGCGACGGCGUCGAGCGGCCGCUGGGGCUGGCCCUGGACCCCUCCUCGCGCCGCCUGUUCUGGGCGGACGGGCGGCUCCAGGCCGUGAGCAGCGUGGGGCUGGACGGGAGCGACCGGCGCACGCACCUGAGAGACCCCCGGCACCUGGGGCAGCCCCUGGGGCUGGCUGCGCUCGGGGGAGAGACCCCUGGGACCCCCGGGAUUGGGGAGAGACCCCCGGGUUAG